AUGACAGCAGGAGCGGAUGCAUUAUUCAGAGUGUGGAUGAGAACGGAGCAGCUGGAAGGGACUGUCGGAUUGCAGCGGGACACCGGCUGCUCACAGUGGAUGAUGAGAUGGUGCUGGGACUCUCUGUGGAAAAGGUGACGUCACUCCUCCAGAAACCCCAGCAAUCCGUGAAACUCACCAUCUGCACUGACUCCGCCUCCCAACCCUCCUCAUCCAAUCAGAUUUGCUCUGGAUCAGAUUCUGGAAGCAGCCUGCCGCUGGUGUCUCUGACAUCAUCAGAGACAGAGCCAAUCAGGAAUUCGAGCAGAUGCUCCACACCGGCGACACUGGCGUCUGAUCCGGCGACGUGUCCCAUCAUCCCCGGCUGUGAGACCACUAUAGAGAUCAGCAAGGGCAGAACAGGACUGGGGCUGAGCAUCGUGGGCGGCUGUGACACGCUGCUGGGCACUAUUAUAAUUCACGAGGUGUACGAGGAGGGAGCUGCGUCUAAAGACGGCCGACUGUGGGCAGGAGAUCAGAUUCUGGAGGUGAGCGGUGUAGAUCUGCGCGUGGCGACGCACGACGAGGCCAUCAAUGUUUUGCGGCAGACUCCGCAGCGCGUUCGUCUGGCGGUCUUCAGAGACGAGGGUCAGUAUAAGGAGGAGGAGCUGUGGGACUCGCUGAGCGUCGAGCUUCAGAAGAAACCAGGCCAUGGCCUCGGACUCAGCGUCAUCGGGAGAAGGAGCGACACAGGGGUGUUUGUGUCGGACAUUGUGAAGGGUGGAGCGGUGGAGACUGACGGAAGGCUGAUGCAGGGAGAUCAGAUCCUCUCGGUUAACGGCGAGGACGUUCGCUCAGCCACUCAAGAGUAUGUGGCUGCGCUGCUCAAGAGUUGUGCUGGUCCAAUCCGAUUGGAUGUGGGUCGUUUUAAGGCGGGGCCAUUCCACUCUGAGCGCCGUCUGUCCCAGAGCAGUCAGGUCAGACACAGAAACAGUUAA
Messenger RNA from Sinocyclocheilus anshuiensis, 977 nucleotides. Its product is annotated as multiple PDZ domain protein-like. Gene Ontology annotation, molecular function: protein binding. The record is from RefSeq and is a predicted model, not a curated record. Gene Ontology annotation, biological process: tight junction assembly. The coding region runs from base 108 to 977 and encodes 289 amino acids. Lineage: Eukaryota; Metazoa; Chordata; Actinopteri; Cypriniformes; Cyprinidae. The transcript has 8 exons. Gene Ontology annotation, cellular component: bicellular tight junction; cytoplasm; apical part of cell.